This is a messenger RNA of Apaloderma vittatum (bar-tailed trogon), 3891 nucleotides long. RefSeq names its product DNA polymerase theta-like. Gene Ontology annotation, molecular function: nucleic acid binding; DNA-directed DNA polymerase activity. The record is from RefSeq and is a predicted model, not a curated record. The transcript is spliced from 10 exons. The annotation marks the transcript as partial. NCBI's taxonomy places the organism in Eukaryota, Metazoa, Chordata, Aves, Trogoniformes, Trogonidae. Gene Ontology annotation, biological process: double-strand break repair via alternative nonhomologous end joining; DNA-templated DNA replication.
GUCACCCCAGUAUAUGAGGAGUGGACCACAAUUGAUUGGUACCAGUUUUUCUGCUUAUGGGAGAAGCUGCCUGCCUCAAUGAAACGGGUGGCCGAGCUGGUUGGGAUUGAAGAAGGCUUUCUUGCUCGCUCUGUAAAGGGUGGAAUCAUAGCUAAAACGGAGAAGCAGCACAGACAAAUGGCCAUCCACAAAAGGUUUUUCACCAGUCUUGCUCUUCUGGAUUUAAUCAGUGAGGUUCCCUUAAAGGAUAUGACCAAGAAAUACGGCUGUAGUCGUGGCCAGCUUCAGUCCUUGCAGCAAUCUGCUGCCACCUACGCAGGAAUGAUAACAGUUUUCUGUAAUCGACUGGGCUGGCACAACAUGGAGCUGUUGCUCUCUCAGUUCCAGAGCCGCCUCACUUUUGGGGUUCACAGGGAGCUUUGUGACUUGGUACGAGUGUCUCUGCUAAACGCGCAGCGUGCUAGGACACUUUACAACGCCGGCUUUGUCACAGUGGCUGAUCUUGCUAAAGCCAGUCCUGACGACGUGGCAACUGCUCUGAAGAAUUCGGUGCCAUUCAAAAGUGUUCGCAGGGCUGUGGAUGAAGAUGAAGAAUCAGCAGAGGAGCGUCGGACUGUGCGCAGCAUCUGGAUGGCUGGAAUGAAAGGCUUAACUGAAAGAGAAGCAGCUUCCCUCAUUGUGGAGGAAGCCCGGGGACUGCUCCAGCAGGAUUUGGCAAUGAUGGGAGUGCAGUGGAACCCAGAGUCUUUUCUCGAGACUGAUACAUCCUCUGUGCUCAGCAGUGAGGCAGAACUGGAGGACAGACUACAUCGAUCAAAUGGAGGGCAGUCUUCCGAGUCUUCAAGGAUGUUAAACAAAAAAUGGUGCCUUGGUUCUCGGGCUGGAAACUUAUCAAGAAGUAAAAAGGGAUGUAAAAGGCGACUCAGUGGUAGUACAGAAACCUCCAGAACUGGGAGUGAAGUCCUGGACAGGAGACAGACUCAAGCAGAGGAAGGCAAUGAUGAUAUCCACCCUGGCAGCAGGAUACAGAAGCCUGUGCAUUUUUGUGCUGGUGAGGAUAAAUCCUGCCAUAUUCAGAUGGAGAAUGGCGGUAAAAAUGUGAGCAAAAAGCACAAUGGAAUAUUGUUACAAGCUGGAACACUGCAGAAAACCAGCAGUCAUCCUAAGGAAUUUCUGGCAGUCUCACUAGUAAAAUCCAGAGGUGUUUGCAAUGCAGAUGCUGUUCAGAAUGGUCCAUCCUCUGAUCCAUUUCCUGUCUCUAGGGACUUUGAAGACAGCUUCCGCUUGGAUACUCAAACAGAGAUGAUAAUAAAACAGGAGGGAGCAGCUGGAAUCACAGGACAGCAGGGAAUACAAAGUUCAGAGCUGGCUGCAGUACCACAGCAGGAAAUCUCUGAGAAACUAAGCACUUCACAGACUGAGAAUGCUACUGAUGAAAGGCUGGCUGCAGCAGUUAGAAAACUGGGCUUGUCGAAUCCAAUCACAACAAACAACAUUACAAAAAACACAGCUCAGCAAUGUAGUAAUAAAGCCUUGGAGCCUGGAGGCCUUAAUUUACAGCCUUUAGCAAAGGAAAUAGAGUGUGCACCUUGCCUUAAAGGUGAUUUCUCAGUGACCGACUCCCAACUACACAGUUUUCUACAAGACUACCAGACUCAAAAUUCAGUGAAAGGGGAGAGUGUGUCUAAAGACCGUAAUAAUGCAACCUCCCCUUUUGGGAGGGAGCAUGUUGCACAAGAAGAAUGCCACGCUGUCCCCGAAACAAGCCUGAAUAUAAGUGAUAGCUUGCUGUUUGAUGAUAGCUUCAGUAAUGUCAGUGACCUUUCAGCCAUUCACAUCACGGAAGCUGAUAGAAAGGACCCUGUGGAGAAGCAAGAGGCUUUGCUUCCUCCAGAUGGUCUUUUGCAGAACCCGAGGCCUAUUCAGAAUAAAUCUGGUGUCACUGGUAAUCAGAAAGAGCAUGAGGAUCCUGUGCAGUGUAGCAACAUGUCUCUAGCAUUCUCUGACCUAAUAGCUGAAGUUUUAGAUCAUGCAAACUCCCCAUCUUUUCGGGAAGAUCUUCCUUCUGCAGUUCCUGGUCAGUCAGGUUUAAGAAACCCAGUGGUUUGUAACAGUGACCCCAGAGCAGAGGAUUUAUUAGGAGAUCAAGGUGAAAACCUCCAGAGAAGCUGGCCAGCUUUAGACAAGAAAACCCAUCCAGUUGUGUGGACUGACCACUCAUUUGAACUAAGCCCAGGACUGCAGGAUAUAUUAGACAAAUGGCCUAGUCCCUCAGGCAUUGAACCAAUUUCAGUAAGCUCCCGUUUGAAAGGAAAGUUAGUUGUUCCUGUUGUUAAUCAAGAGCCACAUCCAGUUUUUGAAUCUGACUGUUGUCAGCCAGAGCCUUUGCCCACUUGCCAGAAUUCAAAAGGCUCUUGCUGGAUUAAAGAAAAUGAAAUGGAAAACUCAGAUCUUGAGAAAACAGACUGCGUGACACUUCCACGCAAGGGAAACAACAGAACGUCCCAUCCUCCACCAGACAAUAAUAACGGGUUUAUUCCUCCAACACCCCCUGAAGAGCUUUUUCCAAAGAGUUCUGUUCCUCUUUCUGUGAAAUCUGCACGGAAGAGAGAAGUAACCUGCGUGACUGAAGAGCAGCUGAUUCAGCCGCAGCAGUAUAGCAAGGGCAAUGCCAAUCUGCAGGUAAAACCAGUCCCUGUUAGUCUUGGGAGUGUAGACCCAGUUGAGACUGAUGAAGUAAAAGAUGAUUCCACUAUAGACCAAGGCUUUUCACUGCAGCUGUCUCAGGAUGUUUUUCCACUUGUUCCCUUAAGCGCUGAAAGUUUCACUAUUAUUGAUGUAGCUAGUGACAAGGCACUUUUCCAGACUUUCAUUGCAGAAUGGAGAGAGAAAAGCAGAUUCUCCAUCUCAGUGGCGUGUGAAAGAACAAAAGGUCUUUUGUCUCCCAAAUUGACGAUUGGUGGCAAAUUCAAAAAAGUAAGUUCUCCUCAGUGGAUGCAAGUUAAAGAUGAUGGGUUUCCUGUCCAAGGCUGUGAAGACAUCUUGGUAGUUGGACUGGCAGUAUGUUGGGGUGGAAAAGAUGCCUACUACAUCUCCCUGCAGCAGGUACAAGAGCAGACUGAAAUCAGUAUGAGUUUGGCACCACCACCUUUGGACAAAAACCUAUCUGUAACAGAGAGAUUGCAGCAUCUGCAGCAGUACCUGCAGAAGAAGCCCAUGCAGGAGCGCUCACUUGUCAUGUAUAACUUCAUUCAGCACUACAAGACUCUGGUGAUGGCUUGUGGCAUCUCCUUGGAAGGAAGUUUUGAGGACCCAAAGGUGGCGUGCUGGCUGCUUGACUCUGGCUCGAAGGAACGCACUCUUCACAACAUGGUGACCAACUUUGUCCCCCAUGAGCUACCUCUACUAGAGGGAGUAGGCACUGGCCAAGGGGUGCAGAGCCUGGGGCUCAGCGCCAGCAAAGACCAUUCUGGGCGGUACAGGGCAGCUAUAGAGUCUGUGCUUAUCUUCAGUGUCAUGAACCAACUCCGAGAUGAAUUGCAGAAGGAAAAUCUGACAGAUGUAUUUUCUAAAGUGGAGAUGCCCACCCAUUAUUGCUUGGCUCUGCUGGAGCUGAAUGGCAUCGGUUUCAGCACGACAGCCUACGAAACCCAGAAGCAGGUCAUGCAAGCUAAACUGAGCGAGAUCGAGACGAAGGCCUAUCAGCUGGCGGGUCACAGCUUCUCCUUGACCAGCCCUGAUGACAUCGCAGAGGUUUUGUUCCUGGAGCUGAAGUUGCCACAAAAUGGAGAUGUGAAAGUUCAAGGGAGCAAGAAAACUCUGGGUUACACCAGAAGAGCAACUGCUAAAGGAAGCAGAGUUAGCUUGAGCAAGCAGCUUAGUACAACCAAG